This is a messenger RNA of Pangasianodon hypophthalmus (striped catfish), 1046 nucleotides long. It is a transcript of the gene ifnphi3, whose product is annotated as interferon phi 3. The record is from RefSeq and is a predicted model, not a curated record. Gene Ontology annotation, cellular component: extracellular region. Gene Ontology annotation, biological process: defense response. The transcript has 6 exons. The coding region runs from base 386 to 952 and encodes 188 amino acids. NCBI's taxonomy places the organism in Eukaryota, Metazoa, Chordata, Actinopteri, Siluriformes, Pangasiidae. Gene Ontology annotation, molecular function: cytokine receptor binding.
GAUAAUAAUAAAAGAGAAAUGAGAUGCGCGUUCAUUUCAGCAGGCCGCAGGAAUGUAACACUACACUCCUGUCCAUUAGAAUAUAAAAUGAUGUGAUAUGAAUAGGUUUAAUAAUGUCUUGAUGUCUGUUGCACUGAUAUGUUAAGUAUUGUUUUCUCUGAUGAGUCGAGUGAAAGUCUUGGAAAACGGAAAUUAGCGUAUCCGCUUCUCUCCCGAAAUUACACAACAAGUUCAGCUGAAAGAAAACAUUUGUUCUCAGCCUUUUUCACUUUUAAGCUGUAUUUAAGCUGCGAGAUGGAGCUUCCAGACACAGAGCCUAGAGCAAGCCGAGAAAACACUCCUAAUUGCUUAUUAAGAUUAUUUAUUCUCAGGUAGAAUCUGAAAGAUGGCAGGUCUUCAUGCUUUCACCUGGCUGUGCACCGUGAUCAUCUGCAUGGCACAUGUGAGCUCAAUGCCUACAACCUGCAGGCUUCAGAAGAGACUGAUGGAGAGAUGCCACGAUAUUCUGGAGAAAAUGGGAGACAGAUUUCCUUUGCAUUGCCUUGAAGGCAACGUUCUUGUCCCGUUUCCCGAGGCCGCGUUCCAGUUCAACACGUCUCAACAGGCUGUUGCCCUGGAAAAGACUAUCUACUUAACACUGACCAGCAUCUCCUCCUUGUUUGAUGAAGACGGUGUUCCUGAUCAGUGGAAGAAUCUCGAGGACUUUCAGAACAUCAUUUACCGCCAGAUUGAGGAGAACGAAUGUAUUAUGAACAAAACUCAGGACUCACAGGAGGACUUUCUCAGGCGUGAAAAGGUGCUCAAAGAGUAUUUCAACAAAAUAUCAGCGGUUUUGAAAGAAAAGAAUUUCCAGGUUUGUGGUUGGGAAUUUGUCCGAAAGGAAGCCCUCAUCACUCUACAGUUCAUCCUGAAUAAAGACGUGGAGGGCGUUCUCUUUUCUAGCCGGGGCUGAGCAACUCCCAGAGUUCUGCUGUCUAUCUGCUGUCUAAUAUUUUCUGCUGUCUAAUAUUAAUCUGCAUAAAAGUUCUUAUAUGGUUACUGUAAGG